Messenger RNA from Carassius auratus (goldfish), 1385 nucleotides. RefSeq names its product alkyldihydroxyacetonephosphate synthase, peroxisomal-like. Gene Ontology annotation, molecular function: FAD binding; alkylglycerone-phosphate synthase activity. The transcript is spliced from 12 exons. Gene Ontology annotation, biological process: lipid biosynthetic process. NCBI's taxonomy places the organism in Eukaryota, Metazoa, Chordata, Actinopteri, Cypriniformes, Cyprinidae. Gene Ontology annotation, cellular component: peroxisome. Bases 96 to 1370 code for a protein of 424 amino acids. The record is from RefSeq and is a predicted model, not a curated record.
CGGAGCGCGGUGCAUGAUGGGACACGGGUGUAAUCUCCACCUCACAUCCCUCCAUCAGCCUCCCGCUGACCUCUGACAGCAAACACGGAAGCAGCAUGGCGUCAAACAGCAGCAGCAGCAGCAGCGCGCAGCAGAGACUCCGGAUCAUAGCCGGACAUCUGCAGAAACGAAUAGAAGAUGAACACCCGAGAGUCGCUGCGCAGGAGUGCAAAGCCGAGACGCCCCGAUCCAACCCGAGCAGCACCACACCGGUCCCGAAGAGGAGACAGGAGAUCAUGAAGUGGAAUGGCUGGGGUUACAGUGACUCGAGGUUCCUCUUCAAUAAAAAGGGUCAAGCAGAGUUCACGGGGAAACGGUAUCGGUUGAGUGGGCUGAUUUUACCGAGUCUGAAGGACUGGUUUGAGGGCACGUUUGGAGCCAAUCUGCAGCAUAAAUCUCCUGCGACACCUACCGUGAAUUUGAGUGCAGUUGCUCCUCCGAACCUGAACGAGCCCUUCAUCAAGGAUCUGAAAGCAGCGGCUGUGGCCGUGUCACAUGACCCAGAGGACCGGGUUUUCCGAGCUCAUGGUCACUGCCUGCAUGAGAUCUUUGCCCUGCGCGAGGGGAGGAUAGGACGGGUGCCCGACAUGGUGGUUUGGCCGAGCUGUCAAAGUGAUGUAGAGAAGAUUGUGGAGCUGGCCUGCAAACACAACGUCUGCUUGAUACCCUACGGAGGUGGGACGAGUGUGUCCAGUGCUCUAGAGUGCCCUCAUGAGGAGACUCGCUCUAUUGUCUCUUUGGACACCUCUCAGAUGAACCGAAUAUUGUGGAUUGAUGAGAAGAAUCUAACGGCUCAUGUGGAGGCUGGGAUCAUCGGACAGGAUCUGGAGAGACAGCUGAAUGAGCGUGGUUACUGUACGGGCCACGAGCCGGACUCCAUGGAGUUCAGUUCUCUGGGCGGCUGGGUGGCCACACGGGCGUCAGGCAUGAAGAAAAACAUCUACGGCAACAUUGAGGACCUGGUGGUGCAUAUAAAGAUGGUGACCCCUAGAGGAGUGAUUGAGAAGAGCUGUCUGGGGCCCCGCAUGUCCACCGGCCCCGACAUACAUCACUUCAUCCUGGGCUCAGAGGGGACUCUGGGAGUGGUGACUGAAGUCACAAUGAAGAUUCGACCCAUUCCUGAGUAUCAGAAGUACGGCUCCGUUGUCUUCCCAAACUUCCAGCAGGGCGUGGCGUGCCUGAGAGAGGUGGCCAGACAGAGAUGCGCUCCAGCAUCCAUUCGGCUAAUGGACAACGAGCAGUUUCAGUUUGGUGAGUUUAGUUUUUUCAUUCAUGUUCUGUGGAACAUAAAAGAUAUUUUGAAGAAUCUUUACACCGCUCUUCUACAGUGACCGUUUAGGACAUUG